Messenger RNA from Ictalurus punctatus (channel catfish), 4559 nucleotides. RefSeq names its product major facilitator superfamily domain containing 3 (gene slc33a2). Lineage: Eukaryota; Metazoa; Chordata; Actinopteri; Siluriformes; Ictaluridae. Gene Ontology annotation, cellular component: membrane. The transcript is spliced from 6 exons. The record is from RefSeq and is a predicted model, not a curated record. Gene Ontology annotation, biological process: transmembrane transport. The coding region runs from base 243 to 1514 and encodes 423 amino acids. Gene Ontology annotation, molecular function: transmembrane transporter activity.
CAUGGGCGGGGAAAAGGAAGGAAAACACGGAAGUGCUGAAGCCUGAAAGACCUUAACAGAAGAGAAGGUUGUUCUGCGGCGAGGGAAGAAGAGGGAAGCCUUUUACAACUACAUUUUAUUUCACUUAACGCAUCAAAGCAACAUUUAAUAUUCACAGUGAUCUCAGAGACGCGCUGCCCUCGGAGUGGGACGGAUUUCAUCUUGGAAGGUCACACGUUUAUGCAUUUUUACAGAAUUAUUCCAUGAGCAUCUACUAUUCCGUGAUGAGCGACAAGCUGCUCUUCCUCGGCCUGCUGUACUUUGUGCAGGGUAUCCCAUAUGGAUUGCAGUCUUCACUUCUUCCAGUCUAUCUUCGUGGCACUGGCCAGUCGCUAACCCGCAUCUCUUUGGCCAAGGUACUUUACUUCCCCUGGGUGCUCAAGGUGCUGUGGGCGCCCCUAGUGGACCGUGCGGGUACCAAGCGGCGCUGGUUGGUGUCGACAGUUGGUGGAUUGGCGCUUGUGUGUCUGGCGGGUGCGACACUGUCACCUGAGCUACAGCAGGGUGGUGUGGCGGGUGUGCUGCUGGCCAUGAACGCACUGGUGUCUGUGCAGGACGUGGCAGUGGACGGUGUAGCUGUGAGGCUGCUGCGUGGCACCGCUGAGCUCGGCCUGGGCAACACGGCGCAGGUGGUGGGCUACAAGGCAGGCUCCGUCUUUGCCGGAGGUGGCCUCCUAGCCGUGAUUGAUGUAGUGGGCUGGGCGUGGACGUUUACAUUGCUGUCUUGUGUAUACGGAGGGGUGGCGUUGUUCGUAUGCGGUGUGAAUGUACUGGACGGUGAAGGAGGGCGGGCCCCAGGAGAGGCGAGAAAGCCCACGAGGGACACAACAAGACCGUGGACUAUGUGGAAGAAACUGAUGGACGUGCCGGGGACGCCGUGGACCAUGCUCUAUGUGCUUACUUAUAAGCUAGGUGAACAGGGAGCCAUCACGAUGUUCCCCCUCUUCCUGUUGGAUCAUCAUAUGACGGCGCGAGAGCUCGGCCUGUGGAACGGCGUGGUCGCCAUGGCCUUCUCUAUUUUCGGCUCCUCUCUCGGAGGAUUCUUACUCUCAAAGUACAGCAUCAGCAUGUUGAUGCGGCGUGCGUUUGUGAUCCGGACCGUCAGCAUGGUUUUCCAGUGCUCGCUACUCACUGUGCUCGAGCCCUCUCCUCUAAUGAAAGGCAUGGCAGUGUUGAGUCUGAGCAUGCAGCACUUUAUCGCAGGCCUCAUCACUACUCUCACCUUUACCUGUAUGAUGCACUGCACACAGCGAGCUGAGGAGAGCAUCCAGGCGACUCAUUACAGUUUCUUGGCCACGCUGGAGGUAUUAGGGAAGUUGUGCUUCAGCGCCCUGGCUGGAGCCAUAGUGGACACGAUGGGCUUCCCUAUCGCCUUCCUCCUCUUCCUCUUCCUCACCUCUAGCAGCGCCCUGCACGUGUGGAGAGCCGUGGACACGGGAGUUUUGAAGGAACAACUCAAAGAACAGCCGCAGUAAAUCAAGGACAGGAAGAGAUGGUGUGUGUGGGUGCAUGCAUGAGUGUAUGAAUCCUAAAAGAACAAGUGAGAAGGAGGGGAAAAGUGUGUGUGGGGGGGGUGGGGGGGGGGGGUCUUGGCACGGGAGUUUUCUGCUUAAAAUGCUGGACACAUAAACCAAACAUUCUUUAUACACUAUACUCAAUGCAUAUUACAGUGAAGUGAUUAUAGAGAAGUCUGCGUUGUAGCACCAAUUCAGUAUGUCAGGUGAAGAACUCUAAAGCCAUUUCAGCGUGAUUCAGCACAAUACGGUUUGGAUGUGAUCGCUACUCAGACACAAGUGGUUUAAGAUCACGAAAAAUAUAGUUUUUCUGGGCUGGUCCUGGUAUCCACUAACAACCAAGACCCCGUUUACACGUGGUCAUUUCAUGUGUCCUGAAUACCGGGAUUAUAUCUGGAUAGAGAUUAUCCACAUAUAGCCGAACGUGUCAGUUUAAAGUGACUAGCGUCCUGCAGAACCUGACCAAAAAAAGUCCAGAAAGGGAUUUACAUGUGGUUAAAAUCUUUUCACGGUACAACCCAGGUACGAGACGUACGAAAAUUCCAGGUGAAAACAGGGUAUGAAGCGCUUGCAGCAGCCAUAUAUUACGUUUGUCCCACAACGUUCUUUCCAGCUGUCAGGAAAUCUGAAUAAGCCAAUAAAACUGAGCCAUAACUGAGAGCAUGUCGUUAGGUUUGCCGAAAGAGUAGUAGACAGUAUUUUACUCACAAGUUUAAAAUAUUAAAAACAACUUAGUAUUAUUUAAAAUAUAUCUAUGACAGGAAUUACGCCUCUAGUGACUGACAUGUAAUGAAAACCCAGUAAAGUACAUGAUGUAGAAUUGUUAUUUAGUAGUCUUUGAAAUACUGUUGUUGUUGUUGUUGUUGUUGUUUUUUUGUCCUUAAUAACACCAAAGCUUACUAUAUUAACUGUAAUCAGAAUGUGUCAAUUUAAUUUAUACGUUUAAAAAAAAAAAAAAAAUCAUUCAAGUAUUUGUCGAUUUGAACAUCGGCAUUGUUUUAAAAAGGAGAAAAUACUUAAUAGUUAAUCAUUAUUAAGACACAUUUCAAACUUCCGAAAGUGUCACAGUAUUUACCUGAAUUACUGUAGACCAAGUGUUGUCGUUAUUAUUAUUAUUAUUAUUAUUAUUAUUAUUAUUAAUGUCUGUUCUUUUAGCUCACAUGGAUGUAAAAUAUUGUAAAUUUAAAUUAUGGGAUGUACAAUAUCUUUACCAGCGAGACUUCUGGUUGUUUCUGAAGCAUACCAUUUAUAGAAAUUUCCAUGUGUGGUACUUCACUUGAGUGCUUUACAUUUUCCUAUGCAACAAUGCAAUAAGGUGUGUUCUUAACUGAUCUGUUUGUCUACUACUAUAGAUCAGGGGUAUUCGACUACAAAUUGUGAAGGUUCAGCAACCUAAAUUUCCUUGUUUACAAAGACCCGAAUAAGCAGCUAAUACGAGUGAAUGGCAACAACCUUUUAUGCCUUUUUUUGUUUUGUUUUUUUGGAUUCUGAAGGAAUCUGAAGGAGUCUGUUUAGAACUUGAGCUGUAGAAUGAAUGAACUAUUCUCUGUCCCAACAUCUUUAAACAUCCUCUUUUCAUCAGGUUUUUUUUUUUUUGGUAAACAAGCCAUGCUGUCACUUAACACUAGAGAAGGUAAAUGAACUGCAACAACAACAAAAAAGACCAAUUAGCUGCUUUCAGCUAAAUAAUUUCCACAAGAGCGUGUGAUUGGCUGCAGAAAGCUGCAAAAGCGCAUCUGUUACAGAAGCAGUGAUGAUUCAUGUCAACUUCAUCUCAACAUGUCAGAUUAUUUCAUAUGUUUAGUGGUUCCGCUACAGUACUUUUCGUGCUUGGUUCAAUCCACUGUAAAUACUUUGCUGGGACUGCGUCUGGACUGCAGUAUGCCAGAGGACAACCGUUUGGUUUUAAUUUAUUUAGAAUACUUCUAUGCAAAAAAGAUCUAUUAUUGAAUAAACAGAAGUAACCAAUAAUCAUUAUUUAAAGGGCAAUGUACAGCGGAGUAACAGUCAUCCUCACUAGCUGUUAAUUGUUAUUCAUAUAUUGGCAUUUAUUGGAAAUUUUUUUACACACAUACUUUUUCAGUUACAUUAAAUUUUCACACAUUCACUUCCAGUGUGCUUACUGUAGAUGGUAGAGGUGUAAGGAUACACUCCGGUCAUGAUUUGAUUCGCUCAUGAUACUGGCUUCAUAAUUCGAUCCAAUUUGAUACUCAGAACAAAAUCUGAAUCAAGAAAAAAUGUCUGAAUAGGUUUAAUAUUGUAAACAAAAUGUACUACACGUCCAACAUAUCUUAAAAUUAAAUAAAAAAAAAACUGAUUGAAUAAUCUCUGACCAGGGUAAAAUGAUGGUUUGAAACAUAAUGAGAGCUCCAAAGUCGGCUAAAGUGAUCGAGUUCUGCGGCCUGUAGAUUACAGAGGCACAGGGCUGGUGUAAUUUGAAACCUACCAAAGAGCUCAUUUUAGCUGUUACAAUGUGGUUGUGUAACAUGUUAUAUUAUAACACGCGCCGUAUGUUAUGUUUUAACGAGUCAUCGGCCCCAGCGUACACUCAUCAUAUUAUAAUCCUAUAUAAGGGUUGUGCAAAUUGGGACCUCUGGUGUUCAAAUAGUGCAGUUGCGUUAGAUGCAUAAUUAAUUAAAUGCUGAUUCCCACGAUCAGUACAUCGUCAAUGUUUUGCAUUUCGAUGCAUCGUGUCACGAUGUAUUGUCACACCCCUCAGAGGCAUACAAAUUUCAAUUUGUGAACGUGCAUAAAAAGCUAACACUGAAAGGAAAUUCAGAAGGAAAAAUGCAAGCUUGACAAAUGCAGCAUGAAAUACAGUAGCAUCAUUUAAGAUGUGAGGCUGGAUGAAGCAAGCAUAUUAGGUGCUACACUUUCUCUAUUGUUUAUUUUAUUCGAUUUUUUUUUCUCCAUUGCAAUCACUGUAGAGCCAACACCAGAAUGCAAAGUGUUUGAUAUACCAGCAUCACCUUGCACAAAAUCUACAAAUAAAAACCUGCUACUGGA